AUGGAGGUCAACAGGGGCAACUUUUUCUGGAUGCUACCACCCAUUCUACACGAAGCACAGAAUGCUCGUUUUGUAGCAGUGGACGUUGAGAUGAGUGGCAUCGCUCUUAUUCAUGGCCUUAACAGUACCCAAGACUCAUACGCCAAGAUCAAAGAAGCGGCAGAACAAUUUCAAGUACUACAAGUCGGGCUCACCUUCAUUCGUUACAACGAAGAAUUAGCCAAAUAUACGACGAGGACAUUCACUUUCUCUGUUUCUCCCUUGUUUCCCAAAUCUACAUUCUUUGAUAAUCUCUCCAGACGUCUCGAUAGAAAAUUUACCGUCUCGGUGAGAGCGUACGAUUUUCUACAACAGCACAAUUUCAACCUCAACAAGGCUUUGGAUACUGGAGCUCAUUAUCUCAACAGAGAGGAACAGAGAGUUGCAAAACAGUUCUGUCUGUCGAGAGAUCCCAACAAUGAACAUGUUGACCCUUCGACACUGGACUACGAGACUGAAGAAUUUUACAAGAGGACUAAGAAGCAAAUCACGGAAUUUGUUUCUGGAAGAUUUCGACAGGCCACGGAAACCACCAUAAAAAACCCGUAUGGAGAUAGACUUAAUGGACUACAGAUCCGUUUAAUACACCAAAUCAUUCGUGAAGAGUAUCCUUCAUAUGCGGUAACUAGAAACGCGACAUCGGGUACCGCUUCUAUUGCUCUAAUUGAUGAUGCUGCGAAAGCCAAGACCGAGUCACGAAAGACAUUGAACCUGGCGGAGGUUAAUAGAUUAUCUGGACUUCAAAUAUUAUUCGAGGCAUUGUCAGGCGGAUCCUUUGCUGAUAGAAUGAAACAAGAAUACGUUUAUCACCAAAGCGACGUCCCAGAACGCGCCAAAACGUGGAAUGAACUCAACAAGACAUUCGACUUUAAAAAAUGCGAGGCCAGCCUGAAGAGAAAUAGACCGAUCCUGGUUGGCCAUAACUUAUUCAUGGACCUUGCCUAUAUAUAUCAAACGUUUUUUGAGCCUCUACCCGCCAACGUUGACGACUUCCUCAUUGAGACAAACAAACUCUUCCCACGAAUCGCGGAUACAAAAUUCAUGUAUGCACGAGGUAGACAUAUGAUGGAGCCGGAUCGAGCUUUGGAAAGGAUCCACCAUUUCUACGCGCGAAAUCCAAUUCCUGUACUCGGCCUAGAAUCAGGCAGCAACUUGCCAGGUCCUCAUCAUGCCGGAUCUGAUAGUUGUAUGACCGCCAGUCUAUUCGUAAAACAGACCUACACUCUGUUCAGAGCCAAGAGACACUUGGUCCCACUCGAGACAGAGUUCUACGCACCGAAGAAACGGGUAGAAAAGGCUGAAGAGGACGAAGAGAACGAAAAGGAGCCGACAAACUCUACUAUGAAUUCGUGGCCCGAGACAAGCGCCAUCAAUCUCCUUGAUCAGGACGACGACCAAAUGUUGAGAAAUUUAAAAAGAUGGAACAUCCUCGACGAGGCAAUGCCAUCAGCCAAGGAGAGACCUACGCAGAGUGAGCCUAUGUCAACAUCGGGCGAAACAUACUCGGAGAAGGAAACACACAUGAUACCCCUCUGGACACAUGACUUCUGGAGAGCCUAUGGCAACAAGUGCUCCGUCCCUGGGGCAGGCUAUCUCUCUUUUGAGCCAGUCCCUUAG
Molecule: messenger RNA, 1656 nt
Organism: Daldinia vernicosa
Lineage: Eukaryota; Fungi; Ascomycota; Sordariomycetes; Xylariales; Hypoxylaceae
Product: CAF1-domain-containing protein
Exons: 6
Coding region: 1-1656 (551 amino acids)
Biological process (GO): nuclear-transcribed mRNA poly(A) tail shortening
Cellular component (GO): cytoplasm
Molecular function (GO): poly(A)-specific ribonuclease activity; RNA binding
Source: RefSeq, a predicted model, not a curated record